Malus domestica (apple) is the source of this 1187-nucleotide messenger RNA. The record is from RefSeq and is a predicted model, not a curated record. Lineage: Eukaryota; Viridiplantae; Streptophyta; Magnoliopsida; Rosales; Rosaceae.
AGGAGAAAGAGAGAGAGAGAGAGAGAGAGAGAGAGAGAGAGAGAGAGAGAGAGAGAGAGAGAGAUGGUCGGACCAACAAGACCUCAGUUUGUGAUAUUUGGCUCGUCCAUUGUCCAGUUCAGCUUCGGCAAUGGAGGAUGGAGUGCCAUUCUCGCUGACCUCUAUGCUCGUAAGCAUGGCGAUGAAAUCUGAAUUUCUGGCCGACGUACUGGUGCGAGGAUACGCUGGUUGGAACUCGAGGCGUGCUUUGCUGGUUUUGGAUCAAGUAUUUCCCAAGGAUGCCAAAAUUCAGCCAUCUUUGGUGAUAGUUUAUUUCGGUGGUAAUGAUUCGAUGGAUCCUCAUCCGUCAGGGCUAGGCGCUCAUGUACCACUUCCUGAAUAUAUCGAAAAUAUGAGAAAGAUUGCUAAACAUUUAAAGAGUCUUUCAGAAAAAACUCGCGUUAUCUUUCUUACUGCUCCUCCUGUCAACGAGGAACAAAUUCAUGAAGCCAGUGACUAUGUUCCGCCAGAGAAGCGAACAAACGAGUCCUGCAAAAAAUAUUCAGAUGCUUGUUUAGAGGUGUGCCGGGAGUUAGAUAUCAAAGGUGUUGAUUUAUGGACUUCAAUUCAAAAAAGAAAAGACUGGUCUACUACGUGCUUUACGGAUGGAGUCCAUUUUUCAUCCGAAGGGAGCAAGAUUGUGGGAGAGGAGAUACUGAAGGUGCUUAGGGAAGCAGACUGGGAGCCCCGCCUACACUGGAAAUCAUUGCCAACGGAAUUUUCGGAGGAUUCGCCUUAUGAUCCGCCCGCUGCUGAUGGAAAAACAACUAUAAACAUCGCUGAGAUCAGCGUUAAUGAGAGUGUCAAGCACUGGGGACUAAGCAAUGAGAUUUAAGAUAUAGUGCACGUUUGAUUUGCUUUUCCCCCACACACACACACAUGUAUAUAUAAUUCAAUAGCAGAACCCUAGCUGAAUCAUACAGCCAAAGGUAGAUAAUGGCUGUAUAGAAUUCGGCCUGUUAAUUACUAAGAGUACUUUGCACGAGUGAUAAUAAUUGAGGACUUGUACAUACAAUAGCAGAGAGUAUUCAAGCUCAAGACAAGAGUUUUAACUCUCGCUCUUCCUCAACCUUGGCCUAAGGCCUCCUUUGUACCGAUGCUAAAGGAAAAUUAUAAGUGAAUCAUAUUCUGAAUUUACAUUUGAUAAA